Camelus dromedarius (Arabian camel) is the source of this 8023-nucleotide messenger RNA. It is a transcript of the gene RO60, whose product is annotated as Ro60, Y RNA binding protein. Gene Ontology annotation, cellular component: ribonucleoprotein complex. Lineage: Eukaryota; Metazoa; Chordata; Mammalia; Artiodactyla; Camelidae. The transcript has 10 exons. Gene Ontology annotation, molecular function: RNA binding. The coding region runs from base 185 to 1801 and encodes 538 amino acids. The record is from RefSeq and is a predicted model, not a curated record.
GGCGGAGGCCGAGUAUUCGCCGCCCCUCAGGCCGCCGCCCGUCGUUGUUCCGCGGCGCGGCGCACGGCUUCUCCGGUGGUGCGUCGGGUUCGGAGGGUCGGCCGCCAGGCAGAGCUCUCCAGAUUGAACUCUGAACCUCAGCCUCGGCAUCCUCAUCUGAAAAGGUUUCCUAAAAGACAGAAAAAUGGAGGAAUCGCUAAGCCAGAUGCAGCCGCUGCACGAGAAGCAGGUGGCCAACUCUGAGGGCGGGUAUGUGUGGCAAGUCACCGACAUGAAUCGCCUGCACCGGUUCUUAUGUUUUGGGUCUGAAGGUGGGACUUACUAUAUCAAAGAACAGAAGCUGGGCCUUGAGAAUGCUGAAGCUUUAAUUAGGUUGAUUGAAGAUGGCAGAGGAUGUGAAGUGGUCCAGGAAAUAAAGUCAUUCAGUCAAGAAGGCAGAACCGCAAAGCAGGAGCCUCUGCUCUUCGCCCUCGCCAUUUGUUCCCAGUGUCCCGACAGGAGCACCAAGCAAGCCGCUUUCAGAGCUGUUUCUGAAGUUUGUCGCAUUCCUACACACCUCUUCACUUUUAUCCAGUUCAAGAAAGAUCUCAAGGAAAGCAUGAAAUGUGGCAUGUGGGGCCGUGCGCUCCGGAAGUCUAUAGCAGACUGGUACAAUGAGAAAGGUGGCAUGGCCCUGGCCCUGGCAGUGACAAAGUAUAAACAAAGAAAUGGCUGGUCUCACAAAGAUUUGUUAAGAUUGUCGCAUCUUAAACCUUCCAGUGAAGGACUUGCUAUUGUCACCAAAUAUAUUACAAAGGGCUGGAAAGAGGUCCAUGAAUUGUAUAAAGAAAAAGCACUUUCUGUGGAGACUGAAAAAUUAUUACAGUAUCUGGAGGCUGUAGAGAAAGUGAAGCGCACGAAGGAUGAGCUGGAGGUCAUUCAUCUGAUAGAAGAGCACAGACUGGUUAGGGAGCAUCUGCUCACAAGUCACCUGAAGUCCGGAGAGGUAUGGAAGGCUUUGUUACAAGAAAUGCCUCUUUCUGCAUUACUAAGGAAUCUAGGAAAGAUGACUGCUAAUUCAGUGCUUGAACCAGGAAAUUCAGAAGUAUCUUUAGUAUGUGAAAAACUGUGUAAUGAAAAACUGUUAAAAAAGGCUCGUAUACAUCCAUUUCACAUUUUAAUUGCAUUAGAAACUUAUAAAACAGGUCAUGGGCUCAGAGGCAAACUAAAGUGGCGCCCUGUUGAAGAAGUUUUGAAAGCUUUGGAUGCCGCUUUUUACAAAACAUUUAAGACAGUGGAGCCAACUGGAAAGCGUUUCUUGCUGGCUGUCGAUGUCAGUGCUUCUAUGGACCAAAGAGUUUUGGGUAGUGUCCUCAACGCCAGCACCGUUGCUGCAGCGAUGAGCAUGGUUGUCACACGAACAGAAAAAGAUUGUUCUAUAGUUGCUUUUUCAGAUGAAAUGGUACCUUGUCCAGUGACUAUGGAUAUGACCCUACAACAGGUUUUAAUGGCUAUGAAUCGGAUCCCAGCAGGUGGAACCGACUGCUCUCUUCCAAUGAUUUGGGCUCAGAGGACGAGAACAGCUGCUGAUGUCUUCAUCGUGUUCACUGAUAACGAGACCUAUGCUGGAAGCGUGCAUCCUGCUGUUGCUCUGAGGGAGUAUCGGAAGAAAAUGGAUAUUCCAGCUAAAUUGAUUGUUUGUGGAAUGACAUCAAAUGGUUUUACCAUUGCAGACCCAGAUGACAGAGGCAUGUUGGAUAUGUGUGGCUUUGAUACUGGCGCUCUGGAUGUAAUUCGAAAUUUCACAUUAGAUGUGAUUUAACCGUAAGCACCAGCACAAUCUUAAGAGGUCCAUGCCAUCAGUGAUCACGAUAAAAAUCCGAAGCUACUUCCCAGCUAAUCUUAAUCCAAUGAAAGACAGUUAACAGUAUAGUAUGUGUAUCAUGGAAAGUUUAUCUCACCAAAAAAAAAGAAAGAAAAAUAAGAUGAGCCCAAAGUUCUUUCUGUCUGCUAAACUAGCUCUUGGGAAGUAGCUUCAGAAUCCACUGUAGCCCCCGCUGUCCAACAGAGAACUUCUUGUUGAUGGACACUGUAAAACAGUCAAGACAGUUUUGCUUUGGUGAAUAAUCAUGUUUGUACUUAAAAGAAGUGAGAGCCCAAAAUGUAGGUAGUCCCCUAUCAUGUCACUCGUGUGAGAAAUGCUUAAAGGUUUCGUAAGUGUUUUCAUCGGGAAAGGACAGCUUUGGUAAUGUCCAAAUACUGAAAUGCACUGGACCGUGUGACUGUGAUAGAAUAUGAAACCCGUCUGUAAACUUUUAUACCAAGGGGGUGGAAAAACCGCACACUUGAUUAAAUUAUGAAUGACUUUUACAAAUUCCUUGAACAGUUUUCUACAAUCACAUAAAUAGCAGCUUUCUUAGCCAGUGAAAAAUAUAUUUUGUUUUACUUACACUUGUAGAAUUGUUACCAUUAACCAGAAACAUAAUGGAAACCCCUGAGAAGAGAUUCUAAAGUAUGUCAGCUAAGGGAGUCUGUUUGGUUUGCUUUUGUUUGUUUAUUGCUGAGGGUCAUGGCUUGACAGGUUCCUCUGACUUAUAACAAUAUAGCCACAUGUAGGCACAUUUUCUUUUUUUCAUACUCUUAAAUGAAAACAGAAAAUGUUUCAAGCAAUUUAACUUCCCCACUCAUACUCUGAAAAUAUGACAGAAAAUCAACUAUAACCAGACUAGUUUUUUCCUUUAAAAAUAAUUGUUUUAAUUAAUUUUAACUAUUUUUAUAGCGAACUGUAAAAUAGGUUUUAGGUACUUCUAAUUGUAAACACGUCAGUGGCCUCCUGUCUCUUUGUCCAUUAUGCAUUUGUGGCAAAACAUUGUUUUUUGAUAGUGUAAAAAAGUAAUAAAGCAGGCUAGGUCUUUCAGGUAUGAAAGGCAGUUUUUGAGUGGCAUAUCAACACUAACCGGUCUGUAAGAAAUUAAGUUUUUCUAUUUUAUUUGUGUAUAUUAACUUCCUGUUCAUUAUAAAGUGCAUUAUUUUCAUGAGCAAAUAUCCCUUCUUUGUGAGGAGGUUAACCUGUUGAAAUGCCAAUAUAUUUGCUCAUAAUUACAUGGUUGUCUAAUAUAACAUGCACAUAAAACUUCAGGUUCUAUAUAUUGUUCUUUAAAUGUAAUUAAAGAUUUACUGGGGAUUUAUAAAGUCCUUCUCACUAUUAUAUGAAAAGUCAAACUAGUUAAUGUAAAUUAUAGACUUUUGUGUGCUUGGGGGUUAGAGGUUUUAUGUUUAGGGGGAGUGGGGCUUAAGUAAUGUUAGAAUUUGUAUAGUUUUUUUUGUGUUUCAUGAGAAAUUUGGGCUAUAGGAGUGACAAGAAAAUGUUCUUUUUAAACUUGUCAUAUUAAUGCCUUCAUGGCAAGUGGUAGCAAUAUGUAAAAUAUUGUGAUCUACCUGAGAUCUUUUGGUCAGCAAAGCUAGUAGCCCCACAACCCCAAAAAAAUACAUUGCUUCUGAUACCAUUCUGCUUUUUGCCCUGUCAGGCAUUGGAUUUGACAUGUUAGCUACUUUUGAUACAUUAAAAUACCGUGUUCAGAUUGAAUUUAAAUUUUAAAGAACCUAAUAGAAUUAUGUAAUCGUACUUGAAUUCUUUAAACUCUAGAUCUUCUUAAAUUAAAAAUUAUAACAUGAUUAACUUUUUAUUCCUAAUAGAAAUGUUAAGUGGAAUAUAGCAUAAAUGUUUAUUUCUUUCAGUUUUAUACUAUUUCUAUAGUAGUUUUAGACAGAUACUGUUUAGGAACUAAUAGUAGGUCAAUCAGAGCGAAAAGAUUAGAUGUGACCUUUUUGAAGUCACAUAGAUAAGUCUAUUAAAUGGGUGAGGGUAAGAUUUAAGAGGAAGAAAAAAGAACUAAAAGCCACCGCACGAGGUAGCUUUAUUUUCAAAUCAUGGCGCUUUAUAGUUGGAAGAAACCUGAGAGAUUGCAAAGGUAAGUUUUUCCUUUAGGUUAAGGACCCGAGAUGCUAGAGGGGCUUCAGAGCCCCGGACCUAGGAAUCUGCAUUUCUUCCUCCCCACGGUGUGGGGAGACGCUGACUCACAGAGCAGGGGGUGAAGUCCAAUUCUUCUGUCUUUUUAGGUAUUAGGAAAUAAUGUAAAUACAUGAGUGGUUUAGGAGUAGACAAGCAGAGGAAUUGUGAGCAUGUAUACUUUUGUAGCUCACAGUAACCCUCAAGCACAAUUAACAUCUCCAUAACCCGUGUUGCUAUAUAACAUAGUCCUGUAGAAAGAAUAAAAAAACUUACCUCAUUAUGAAUAAAAUGUACUCAAGUGAUAAAGUUUUAUUUUCUGAAUUACUUUUAGCAUUACUGCUGAUUAGGGAAACGUUGCUUUUUUAAAAAAUCCUAAGAAAAAUAAAGUUUAUUUGCUUGAAAAUAUGUAAAUAUUUUCAGGAUAUAGUUGUAAUUAGUAAAACAAAAACUAAUCUUAUGAUCCCACCCUUCCAUGUCAGUUGAAAUAUUUUUGAAAAUUCCACUUAUUAACAGUGUUAUGUAUUAUUUAGUUUAGUAAUCAUUUUAUGGGACUAUUAGUGGGAAGAUGCUAGUGACCUGGAUUUAGCCUUACCCCCCCGGAACUUCUUGCUUUACCUAACUUAGUAUGACUGUAGGCUUCACCAAUUUAAUCCAUGUGAUUCAAUUUUGCUGUAUUGAAAAAGUAACAUAUCUUAAGCUUGGAUCAUAGAAGAAUCAAUGAUUUUAUAUAUACAAAAAUUUAAAUUGGUAGGAGGCCUUACAAUACACAUUAGAACUUUUUUAAAUUAAAAACCUUUAAUAGGAUAUGUGUUUUGAAAGAUAAAAUGUUUUAGAAAAAUAGCUCAAUAGGCUCAGUAAUUUUUUAAAACACUCUUGUUCUGAAUGGGAGAAUAUAGGAAUAUAAAGAGCAGAUACACUCCAAGUCUAAGAUCCCAUUAGACAGACCAAGAAAAACAAACUUAUACUCUGAAUGAGAAGAUGCUACUAACAGACAUUUGCUUAAUCUUUUAAAGUAACAGGUAAAUCUACAAAUGAUAAACUAUCAGUUAAUCAGGCUUUUUGCCUCAUUUUCUCAAAUUCUGCAAAAACAAUUUAAAAUUAUUUUGCAAAUUUAUAGACAGAAUUCCUGAAUAAAUUUGAGGAUCUGACAGUUAAGUGAGAAACAUCUUUAGAAGCACAAUAAAGCUACAUCUAAGCAAUAAUUAAAGGGAAAUCGAUGUGAUCACUUACUGAACUUCCUUUAUCUUGACCUAAAGAUACUAUACCCACAAAUUUUUGGUAAGUCCCUUAGAGUCACUAACCAAAAAUGAAACAUUCUCGUCUUGUAUAUCACAGGCUCAGGGUGAUCGGUUAAGGCAGUAUCCCCUCUAGAGAGAGACCGUGUAGCUUCAGUGUAAACGUGCGCACGGGAGAGUCAGGAAAAGGCGAGUUAAACUAUGAAGGAAGUUGUACUUGCUGUAUGGAUUUUAUUUGGUAUUUCUCUAUUAUCUGCUCCCUAGGCUUUUAUUUGUUGGGAGAUUACUUCUGUACCUCUUUUUUUUCUUUUAAAAUUACUUUCUUUUGCCAUUUUGGUCUUCUGUUUGUUUUUCUAGUCCUGCUCUACCUAGGUAAUAAAAUGAAUGACAGGAAAGUCACCCGUGUUUAGGUUUAGGAUACAUCUUUUGCAGAUUACUUUUUGUUCCAUAUAGAUUUAAGGUUAUAUUUUUUUCAAAUUAAUAAUGGGCAGGUCUCUUGGAACAGUUAACUGGAUUGAUCUAUUCUCUCCCCAAAUCAAAUUAUAUUAUAUACCUUUUGUAAUAGAUGGUUGCAGAAGUUUUCUGGCCUUUGAGUAACAUUAGUUAUUGAGUCUUUGUUUGCAAUUAUGGAUGCACCCAGCUCUUAGAAAAAGCACUUUGAAAAAUAAUUAACUGAAUACUCUUUCAGAAAAUAACAUGUCUCAUUGCUCAUAUUUCCAUAAAUACAAAGGCUACCCUCAAAAGCUUUGGUCUGCCAAGUACUUGAUGGAGCUUAUAUAUACAUGGCUUAUAGCAUAGAAGUUCUUAUAAAUGAUUUGUAUCCACAUUCAACAUUUUUUUAAUCAGUGAAUGUUUUAUUUGCUUUUGAAAAAUUAUUAUGAAGUUAAUUAAAAAUUAAUCCUAUGGUAAUACUUUUCAUGUAGAAAACUAAUAAUGUAGUUAAACAUACUGUUUAAAUAAAACUAUAUUAAAUGACAGGUUUUCCUAAACCCUGAACAUACCAAAUUAUAUUGGAAAUUGAUAGGAAAUGUUGCAAAAUUCAAUUAUUGAAAUUAAGGUGAUUAUUUUCAGUGAGAAUUAAUUUUGUAAAUAGAGUGAAAAUAUAUAAAAGAUGUUUCUGAGCCUAAGGAGAUUUUUUUCCCUUUGCUUCUAUUUAAUUUAGCACUGCCAUGCAUCAUAUUAAUUUUAUGAACACAAGUGACAAUAUUUUAAAAAUAUAUUUAAAUUCCUCUACUUUUAGGAGUUUCCAGAAUCUGUGCUCAAACAAAAGAAACAGUAAGUUAGCUACAUUUCACUGGUUUCAUUUAAUGAACAUUUGGAUUGUUAAGGGUAGUAAAUGAGGCUAAAGCCUUGCUAUUUAAUAUAUCAUGACCACAUAUAAUUGAUGGAAUAUUAUAGCAAUACAAUCAUUGUAUUGAAAAAAUGGUUUUGAUUCACUGUUGUUCCAAAGAUGGACUGCAUAUAAUUUGGUAUGGUGUGACUAGACCUAUCUUGUAAUGCAUUUGAGUUAUAUUUUCUUCCUUUUAUUGCCAGCUUAUGAUGAUGAAGAAAUUCUCCAAAGGGAUGAGAUAGAUGGAAUCAUCUUUUAAGAAAAAAAAAUGGUUGGGGGAGAGGUAUUAUAAUCUAGUGCUAAACUGUCCAGUAGCUUUAUGUAAAGGCUUUGAUUUCCAUAAUUGACCAUUUGAUAAAUAUUUAAAUUACACAGACUGAUGCCUGCAUAGAUUAAAAUUUAAGUAUGCAAGAGCCUUAAAGUGAAAAAAAAAAUGAAAGAACCUUCUGACUGCCUUAAACUGUGACUAGCUAUCCAACACAGACAUACUAGUACUUUGCAUAGGGUCUGUUCAUUAAGUAAUGCCUUAAUACUGUCAGUGUUUCUGAAGUAUAGAAUAACUCAAAGGGUCUUUUUACAGCUUUCACUUUUACAUAAAGAAUGGGAACUUAGCUCUAAGUUUUAAAACCUGAUUUUACAUUAGUCAUUUAAGCACCAUUAACAAGAUAAUCUAGGUACACUGAUGUGUUACACAUACAUGACUGUUAACAUCAGUAAUAUUUCUUGGUAGUUUAAAGUUUUUUACUGUUUUGUAUAACAAAUUAUCCAAGAAGCUGGACUUUAUGUAACAUGAUGUCCAAGGACCAAGCUGCAUAUUUAAACACUAUGAAUGAAAAAUUCAGCUGUACAGUUCCAAAAAUGGAAUAAUUUUUUAAGGGAAUUUUUCAAGAUAAAAGGCAAAUAUUUUGUUUCAAGCUUGCCAGCAGAUUCAUUCAAAGAAGUGAAUAUAGUUGUAAAACAUUGAGACUGUUGCAAUAAGUAUCCAGGCCAGUGAUGUUUAAUUACAUUCACGUUCUUACAUUUCACUUUGCCUUUCAGAGCAGGAAUAUUUUAUAAAACUGAGAGAAAACUUUAAAUUGUCAAGCUGGUGCUUAAGAGUAUGUAAAUUUGAUUUAUAACAAGUUUCAUUUCAAAGGGAAAGAACCCUAAAAGGAGGGGCGGGGGGUUUCCUAGAUCUGUUGAUAAACUCACUGAUGCUUUGUUAAGUCUUCCAAGUUUUCAUUGUAAAUAACAUAUCUAACAAUGCAAUUUUGCUCUUUUCUGAUAGAAAAUGGAUGAAAUACUAAUGUAUGAAAUUUAUUUCAUGACAGUUUUCACUGAUACUGUGAAAUCUGGACUCUUUACUAGCCCUGCAAAAUCCCAAACUGAAUAAAUCAUUUUAGACGUGGAGUGCAGGACUGUUUCGGGUCACUUGUGUUGUUGUAGAAAUUGAUAGGUGUACCAAAUAAACUCUAUUUACAUCAAUAA